Messenger RNA from Bradysia coprophila, 4184 nucleotides. RefSeq names its product Tequila (gene teq). NCBI's taxonomy places the organism in Eukaryota, Metazoa, Arthropoda, Insecta, Diptera, Sciaridae. Gene Ontology annotation, cellular component: membrane; extracellular region. Gene Ontology annotation, molecular function: protein binding; serine-type endopeptidase activity; chitin binding. Gene Ontology annotation, biological process: proteolysis. The record is from RefSeq and is a predicted model, not a curated record.
GCUCGUUUUUCAGUCGCAUUUUGUUAUUAACUGUGAAACGAAGAAAAUUAUUUUUGCUGAACAAAAACCCACAAAAAAUUGCAUUCGAAUCCAACUUUUUAAAAUGAAUUUAAUUCUGCACUUGAUCUUCUGUGGAUUAUUUGCUAGUAGCGCAUUAAGUAUUUUAGAUGUAAAGACGCCAGUCAAACGGCAUAUUUGGAGAGGUAAUUACGUUUCGCAAGCAGUAGAAGAGCCCCGAUACGUACAAACGAAAGGAGGUCGAAGCGAACCGGCCAUAUUAAAUCGCCACAUAUCGAAACCGCAAUGUGUACCCUAUGAAAACGGGAUUAAGUCCCAUCCAAACAGUUGCCAAAUGUACGUUAACUGUGUGGACGGUCAAGUGUUUGUGGAUACCUGUUCGGAGGGAUUUCUGUUUAACGAUGCUACCAAAGAAUGUGAUUUCGCUUCCGAAGUCACAUGCUCAUCUCUCAGACAAAAUGCGCGGUUAUACAGUGCGCAACAGACUUCGUACGACGAUACUACUCAUUACACGGACACCGAUAGACAAGUGAUAAGCCAAUUCAAAUGUCCUCACGAAGGUAUUUUCGAGCAUCCACAUGACUGCACGAAAUUCAUUCAGUGCGCCCAUUCGGGAUUAUUUGUACAAUCUUGUGGACCGGGCACUAUGUUCAAUUCUGCGUUGCUGGUGUGUGAUUGGCCCAAAAAUGUCAAUUGCAAUAAGAACGUAAACGCAAACAUUCAGUCGGAAAAACCUAGUCAUAAAAGUGAAUUUCCCAGUAAUCAGGAGGGUCAAGACAAACGACCUGCUGGCGAUGAUUACGAUUUUGACUUUGAUGUACGAAUGUCUGAUACGGAUUCUCGCACUAUCAACAACAACAACAACAACAACGAUCAACACCAUCGUGUUUAUUCCACAUCUGCAGUUCAAAAUGAACAUUCGCAAUCAUUUAAUCAGCACCACAAUAUUCCGUCACAAACACACUCUACGAACUCACGAUCAGGGCAUAGAGUAAAUGAUCAGUAUCCACAACAGAGUUAUCCUCAAACGUCAUCUCACACCAAUGUUCAGCAUUCACAACAUAUACCCGAAAGGGAUCUGCUUCCACCUUUACGAACCAUUCCUCAUCACACUUCUGAUACAGCUUUCACCCAACAACAAGAAACUUAUCCAGCCACUUCACAAAGCCGAGCCUUUCCUCAGACACCUGUUCAAUAUCCACCGCAAACAAGCCCACAAUAUACGCCUUCGAGACGUCUUCAGCCACCACUUCCGCAGGAGCAAUCUGAUUUAAUUUCCACUCAACAACAAGGAGCGUAUGCACCAGCUCCACAAAGUAGAUCUUUUCAUUCUGAACAAAGUGGACAAGUAAAUUUUGAUAUAUUGACGUCCGUUCAACCACUUGCCAAUCCGAGAACACAACAGCACGCAGGAUAUGUGCAUUCGUCGCCUUCCUACUCGAAAACGAAAAUUUAUUCUUCUCAACAGAACAAUCACUACAAUAACCUUUAUCCCAGCCUCUCAACGAAUCAAGACACCGUAGACACUGAUCAAACACAAUCGCUCAACCGACAUAUUCCUACCAACAGACAACUUAAUAGUUUCGGCCAGACCAUGGACUUACUGGACACAUAUGCCAACUUUGAAACUACACGAAGAAUUCAAGAACAAAAUGAUAGGGCCAAUGUGAUGACCGUCGAACGAACUACCCCGAAUAGAGACCACGAGGUCCCAAUAUAUAAUCGUCCUCCACGUCCAAUAACGUCGAGAUUUGCGCCAGAUGAUCUUCAAACACAGGGAACGGAACAUGAUUUACAUUUGAACGAUGCACUGAAGCUCAUGCUUUCGCCAUAUACGAAAAAUGCCCAGUUGGGGAAUGAUAAGGUUGACGAGAUGAAGACGAAAAUUUUGAGUACUGUCACAGAUGAAACAGAACAUUUGUCAAGUUUUGUUGAUGUAACAACUGAAGCAGAAGAGGCAGACCAAGAAAUUGUAAAUGAAGAACGAAUUCAGGAAGACGACUCAAACGAUCCUCAGCUUGAUGAAACUUAUGAUGAAAAUCAACGCAACGUGUUCGAUGCUGCACCUACACCAGACACUGAAACUCUUUCUGAUUUUAACAGCCACGCUCAAACAAAAACUGGUCGUUUUCUACCCCGAACUAACAUCCUACUGAAUGGUGAUCAAAACCAGAUGUACAAGAAUCGAAAUGCCCUUUCUUCCGACAGAGCUGAAACCGAAGCAUUUUGCUCGUCCGGUUUCGAUUGCGGAAACGGAGUAUGUCUGUCCAGCGCAAAGAUCUGUGAUGGAAGAGAUGACUGUGGCAAUCGCUUGGAUGAAAAAAAUUGCAAAGACAUUAGCUACGACGUUCGAUUGUCGGGGGAUGGUGAUCGACCGAAUGUGGGACGAUUGGAAGUGAAAGUUUUUGAUAAAUGGGGUCAUAUUUGUGGCGAUGGCUUUGGCAUCAAUGAAGCUAAUGUUUUUUGUCGUGAAGCCGGAUAUCCAUUGGGUGCUGUCGAAGUAAAAAUCAAUUACAACCCUCAAUCGCAAGUCACUGUUGGCGACAGUUCAAAUUAUAUUUUGGAUGAAUUGCACUGCGGUGGAAACGAGACGUCCAUAAAAGAGUGUGAAUUUAAUGGUUGGGAUGUGCGUGACUGCAAUUCGGAGCAAACUGUUGGAUUAGUGUGCAAGUUACCGGAUAUGAAGUGUCAGUUAAAUUAUUGGCUCUGUGAUCAAUCGGAAGAGUGCAUACCAACUGCGUUCUUAUGCGAUGCAGUGAAAGAUUGCACAGAUGGAUCAGAUGAGAGUGCUUAUCAUUGUAAUUCGUCGAUUCAAUAUCGGCUGGGUCAUCAAAAAUCUGAUCGCAAAGAAGGACGUGUGGAGGUCCGAUACAAAGGCAUUUGGGGAACAGUAUGUGACGACGAUUUCGGUGAAAAUGAGGCAAAGGUUUUCUGCCGUUCGUUGGGAUACGAUGGAGCAGCGGCUGUCAUAAAAGAAUUCACGCAACCUGGUGAAGGUCUUAUCUGGUUAGAUCAAGUAUCUUGCACUGGAAACGAGACCAGUUUGGACAAAUGUACUCAUUUCGAAUGGGGUGAGAACAAUUGCAACCACACGGAAGACGUGAACGUUCGAUGUUUUGAACGAGAAGUUGAAACGAAUCAAAAACUAACUCUGAGAGAUCCAAAGAGUAGCUUCGCGCAUCUAAAUGAAAUCACUCACAGUAGCAGAUCCGAUCAAGAUCAUUGUGGACAAAUUCGAGUCGCCGACGAACCAGAUGAUUACGACGAUCAGCCGGUAUUCAAAGUUAUUGAAGGCAGAGUAGCGAAACGUGGACAUCAUCCCUGGCAGGCAACACUCAGAGUACGAGGACGCAAUGGAAAGUCAUCGCAUUGGUGUGGAGCCGUACUGAUAUCGAAGACUCACGUGUUGACAGCAGCACAUUGCCUGAUUGGAUUCACGAAAAACGCAUACUUCAUUCGGCUAGGAGAUCAUCAUUCUGAAACGCCCGAAGACACCGAAGUCGAAAUAUUUAUUGAGGACUGGCACAUUCAUGAGAGAUUCCGGAAGGGGCAUUUGAUGAACAAUGACAUUGCGUUGAUAAAGUUAAAAUCGGCUGUGAAAUUCACGGACUACAUUCAACCGAUUUGCCUGCCGACAGAGGAUACAGACUAUACGAUCGGAAAGAAUUGCUCAAUUUCUGGAUGGGGAUCGACUCAGUACGGAAAAUCAACUCCAUCAUUGCAUUUACGAUCUGCCUACAUCCCAAUUAUGUCAGAAGAAAUUUGCAAACAGCCGCACAACUACGGCAAUUCCAUACAAAGUGGAAUGUUUUGUGCUGGAAUAGAAGGUAACAUGAUCGAUGCUUGUGAUGGGGAUUCUGGUGGUCCAUUCGUAUGUCAAGACAACGAUGAAAAUGGAUAUCAUUCACUCUAUGGCAUAAUAAGCUGGGGUCAAAGGUGCGGAGAUAAAAAUAAGCCAGGCGUGUACACGAAAGUUGCUGAAUAUUUGCCUUGGAUUCAAGAAAAGCUGUUGUUGUAGAGUGUAAUUAGAGUAAUAUAAUUUGUAGUUUCCAAUGAUGGUGCUUUAAGUGUAGCUCAAGAGAAAAAGAGAUUGUAAAAAAUUUACUGCGACUCGCAGUCUGCGAGGUCACUGAAGAGUAAUAAAGAAAUGCAUAUUCUGCGCAGAA